AAUCGGACAGUAGUAAAAAAAAAAAAAAAAAUAGGUAGCCAUGAAUUUCAGCUAGCUUGCCACCGAUAACUGGUUGGUACACUCGAGUAAGUCCAUUCAUGUCAAGACACAAGAGGGAUUUACGUAGUCCUGCGCUGCUUCUGAGUACAUAUAGGCGCUCCCCAUCCCGUCUACCCGCCUGCUGUGAAUCGGGUCUGAGUGGUUCACUGAAGAGACUGCGAGACCUUGGUGCAGUGCUCUGGAGGUUAACUACAGCACAAAAGGGUUUCUAAAUCCAGCUGGAAAUGUAAAAACGAACGGGGCGGGACAAAGACAGAGGGGGCAGUCUGUGGAACAGCGUCACCGCCUCAGCUUCUAUCUUAUUGGAUUCGUGCCAGAAGAUGAACGGCCUGUCCAUACGAGAGCUAUGCUGCUUGUUUUGCUGCCCCCCCUGUCCCAGCCGCAUUGCAGCCAAACUGGCUUUUCUCCCUCCGGAGCCCACCUAUGCUUUGCUCCCUGACCCAGAUCCCGGAUCUGGAGCAACAACUGUGUCUGCCGCCAAUUCUGGGGCUGCUCCCCCCUCACUUGGAGCGCCAGGACUGCGUUCACGACUGGGUAAUGCCAGUGGAUCAGACAGAGGUGGCGGUGGUGGUGGCGGAGGAGGCGGCGGUGGUGGUGGUAGUGUUGGAGGAGCAGGAGGUGGUGGCGGCAGUGGUGGGGCUGCCAGCGCCAGCAGUAGUAUCAGUGGGCCUGAAGGCAGGUGGAAGUUGCACCUGACAGAAAGAGCCGAGUUCCAGUAUUCACAGAGAGAACUGGAUGUGACUGACGUGUUCCUGACCAGAUCUAGCCGAGGGAACAGGGUUGGAUGCAUGUACAUUCGCUGUGCUCCCAAUGCCAGGUUCACAGUGUUGUUCUCACAUGGCAAUGCCGUUGACCUGGGUCAGAUGAGCAGCUUCUACAUCGGUUUAGGCACACGCAUCAACUGCAACAUCUUCUCCUACGAUUACUCAGGCUACGGUGUUAGCACUGGCAAGCCAUCUGAGAAGAACCUUUACGCAGACAUCGAUGCUGCAUGGCACGCCCUGCGCUCUAGGUAUGGCAUCAGCCCUGAAAAUAUCAUCCUGUAUGGACAGAGCAUUGGCACAGUGCCCACAGUAGACUUAGCAUCAAGGUUCGAAUGCGCUGCAGUGGUCCUUCAUUCUCCUCUCACCUCUGGCAUGAGGGUGGCCUUCCCUGACACAAAGAAAACUUACUGCUUCGAUGCCUUCCCCAACAUCGAGAAGGUUUCCAAGAUCCCGUCUCCAGUGCUCAUCAUUCACGGUACAGAAGACGAGGUGAUCGACUUCUCUCACGGCCUCGCCCUAUUCGAGCGCUGUCCCAAGGCCGUGGAGCCCCUGUGGGUGGAGGGGGCCGGCCACAACGACAUCGAGCUUUAUAGUCAGUACUUGGAGAGGCUACGACGCUUCAUCAACCAGGACCUGGCUGCACAGCACGCCUGAGAAACAAGCAGCCUCUACGUGUUUGUAUCUAUAACACUGUGUAUGUGCAUCUGUUUGCUAGUGUGUGUGUGAGCGAGAGAGAGAGUGUGUGAGCAUGUUUGCAAUGAAUGAGCGUGUGUGUGUGAUUUUGGUCACAUCUGUGUGUCUUUAAAGCAGCACACCUACAGGUUAAACACAAACUAUGUUGUGUUUCCUGUUUUUAAAGCUGACAUUUUUUUAAACGUCAUUAGCUUUAUACAUUUGUACAGUGAUGGUGAAACACUACAGAAUAGACAAAAUCAUUUCAGAGUCGCAGAUUCGAAGGACAACCUGGAAUUGCAGCUUUAAAACGUGUUGACUUCAUUCAAUUGACAAGUGGGAGAUUUUGUCCAAAAAGGCACACAGAUGUAAUUCUGAAGUGAUGUGUUGCUGAAUAUGCUGUGAUGUGUGUGUUCAAACCACUGUGGAUCUGUGUGCACACAUUAGUAUGCAUGAGUGAAUGUGUGCAGAAAUGAAGGACAUCCUGGUAACUUGGAAAUCUACAGUAGUGGAGGGGUAAUGAGGACAUCAAUAUUGAUGUUUCUUUUUGUUUUAUUUGUAAAUCAUGUAAUUUUUGUGUAAUGAAGAAUACCUCCAUAGUUUGACUAGUUCUCUUUUCCAGUUGGCAAACACUGAUCAAGAGUGUAUCCCUCCUUCACUAUUUGUUUACCUUUUUAAUGGACAUCAGUCUGACUGCCAGGGCAUUCCCAAGUUUUUCUCCAGCUAACACUAAUCAUCUUAAAUGUGUGGUUUGGGGGUCUGUCUCCAGUCUUCUUCUUCCAGUCCUUUUGGAUUGGAGUAGUCAGAAAUCCUUUCACAGCUUGCAUGGCUGCACAAUGUCUCAUACUUUCCCUUAUUAUUAAUUCCCAAAAGGCCAGCUUUCACGUCUUUUCCAGUCCUAAACUUUCCAUUCAGUUACAGAAACAGGUUUCAGGGAAUACAUUAAAAUUCCUGUUCAAAGAAUCUAAAUUUUCUUGGUUUUUAGGUACAAGUUCGCUUUGUCGUUUCUCCGUUUUACCCAGAGUGGGUGUGCUAAUGAGAUUUUUGAAGCUUGCAGACGUUCCGGGUAGUGGCUGAACCAGAAACAGUAAAGUACCAGUAAAGACCAUAAGACCACAGCAUGUCUGAUGCAGCAGAGUGGUUGGUGUGUGAAGGUCCGGGCUGAAGUUUACCUGCACUAAUCAUCUCCACAAAUGUUAUAAUUUUGAGCUUUUAGUGAUUUAUUUAAACUGUUCUUGUUUCAGGGUGAAAUGGAACAAGAUGCAACUUCAUGAUCUAAAAAACAAAAACAAGAAUUUGCACAACAGCUUUACAUUUAUUGUGGAUUUUUAUUUAUUCCACACAGGCCUCUUAAGUUAUACACGUGGCCUCAAAUACUUAAAUGCACCCCAACUCAUAUUUGGAUCUAUAGUAAGUUGUAGGCCACAUGUUGUCAGGAGUCUGUAACAAGCUUGUGGCAGAAUCCUGGCUGAAUAUUUCAAACCUUUUUUUCAGAAAUAAUAAAUCCAUCUCCUGACAUGAACCCAGCUUUUAAAAAUGGUCCAAUAGAUUUCCAUACGGUUGAGGUCUGACCCAUCCCAGAAGCUGCUUUAUCGACAGUCUUGAUUUGUGUUUGAGAUCGUCGUCCCAGUUGAAAACCCAACUGUGUCCACGUUUCAAUCAUGUAUUUGUUGAUUUGAGGUUGAAAGUUGAAGAAUUUGGAAGUAGUCCACCAUCUUAAUUAUUCCAUCUCCAACAUUCAGUGCAUGACUACUACUGGCAGAGGAAAGAAAAAAAAAGCCUUCUCAGCAUGAUGCUGCCACCACCACCAUGGUUAACAGUUGGUAAAAGGUUUUUAUGAUCGAAAGCUUCCACCAUGACUCCUUCAAACUUACUUUUAACAGCUCAGCUGGCUCAAGUCUUUGUCUCCUGAUUAUAAAUAGUUUUUUUUUCUCCAUAAAACAGUUGCCAGCUGCAAAUUUCAGGUUUUGGAGCAGGCAUGUCUUUCUUGCUCAGCAGCCUGUCAGUCCAGGUUGAUAUUUAACUCGCUUCACUGUGGAUAGUAAAACCGGUGUUGCGGCAGCUUCCACCUGAUUGAGCCUUAAUCUCGAACAUCCCAACGAAUUUCCUUACAUAGUUACGUUUUUUCAAGUAGUCAGAAUUGUAGCUUGUUGACAGCUACAAAUAUUCUGCUGUCCCUGUAACUUGCUAACACAUUUGCAAGUAGAUAUUUAAACUUUGUGCACCAAAUGUAUUUGUAAAAGUGAAGUCGUGUUGAAUAAUACUUUCCCGCUGGGAAAAGAUCGGUUCAAAUGCAUUAUUAAAAGCUUAAAAUAAAUCUCAAAUUAAUGCCUAAUAGUUUUGUAAACGUUUGACCGACACUUCAGAUGCUUUCUUAAUCUUUGGAAAGAGCCAUGUUUUUCUUUUUUACUUCUUUCUGCUUUACUGGAAAUUGACCAACUAUCUAAAUGAUUGUGUGAGGGACGCCCGUCUGUUCGGCUUGCCCUCAGCGAGAACUGAAAUGACCACAUUUCCCUAAAUGUUGAAACAUUAGCCGUCAGUCUGAAGCGCCGCUAAAGUUGCGGCCUUUGGAGCUUCAAGCGUCUGUUCGAGUUGACUCCAAAGCUGCUCUCUGCUUCAAAUACUAACAUGAACUAUGUCCAUUUUUAGUCACAGAUACCAUGCGUAGUCUGACUUAUGCUGAUUAGCAAUAAUCAGUUUCCAGUAUUGAGUGAGCUUCCGCAGGACAUUUGCUAGGCCAAUUUUAGUCUUGGUGUAAUUAUUCCUAAGUUGUUCCAUGUUUUGGAUGUUUCAUAAUCAUGCUUCUUGAUGUUGAGACUAACGAUGUGAUCCAGAUCAGGUGCCAGGAUGGGAUGAAGCUUCCUGUUUUGUUUCCAUCUCUGGCCCUAAAUGUACAGAAGCUCUCUUGUGGCUGACAGAACGCUGCAAUGUCUGACACAAGCCAUACUUGAGCCUCGUCACUGUUGGUGUGGUGCAGGUUACACCACACGUACGCACACACACCUUUUGCACAUCAACAUACACACGCGCAAACACACACCCAUAAAAACACAACAUACACACUAUAUAUAUAUAUAAAUAUAUAUCUGAUCUAGCAUGAAAAAGCAGGUCUUAAGUUCAGCACUAUUGUACAAAGCAUCCAAAGUGUAACAAGGGUAUAAAAUGUACAUCUGUCUUUUCAUUAUCAUUGACCAUGUUGUAAAGGAAAGCAUGAAGGAUACAGCUUUUCCUGGGUGGAGAUGUACUAAUGGGUCCUGUGUGCAGACCUGCUGUAGUACAAGAUGUUUGCUGCACAGGAGAUCCAUCAGUUUCAGUGAUAGUGGCUACGUUGUAUCAAAGGGAACGUUUAUUAACCGGCGCUGACCUGGUUGCUCCUUUUUGGGAGUGCGAGUGGGUCUCUGGAAGCAGCAGAAAAUGUUUUUUGAACACCACUCACCUCCUGUCUGCUCGAGCAGGGAUGUUUUUUUUCUCUCCCCCCCUCGUUCUCAUCCUGUGCUUUGUGUAUGUGAUAUUUGAAUAAUGGAAAUCUGUUACAUUCUCAAACUCAGAAACUGAGUCAUCAGAAGAAUCUGAGAGAGUGAAGAGUCUCUCUCUCUGGAAGUAAGAGGUUGUCCUCAGUUUUCUAUCUGGAUGGGUUGGGGAAACCAGUGAGACCUCACUGGGUUUGGGAAUCUGGGUUGGAUGCGUACUGUUUAUCGAUGCACCCGUAUGGGUCAUAUAUUGUAUCCUCUGGCCUUGAAUGUUUAUUGAUCGGGGAGGGAGGGGGGAUUAAACAGUAAAACUGUAUGCAUGUCUGUGUUUUACAGAGCAAAUGAUGGGAUGGAGCAUAAUCUUAUGUGUUGUCAAUGUGAGGAUAAAGCUGAAUUCAUAGCGUUGGGACAUUAAACUCCAAAAAAAAAAAAAAAAAAAGAUAAGGGGAAAAAAAGGACAUUUAUCUGAAUUUUUUAAUGCUGAUACUAACUGAUGUAAUGUUGAUUUUUGUGCUAGAGAUUGACUGGGUCAGAUGUCGGGGAUGGGGGUGUAGAACCUAUUAGUAGACUGUUUAUAUGGUUACUGUACUUAACCAGUUUCUUUCUUUGUAUUAUAAUUUGUAAUUUUAUGUUGGUUUUUUUGAACUGAGAAUAUGAUGUAAUGAAAUGAAUUCAUGGGACUGAAUCUUGACCUUUUUAUGGACAACAAAAUAAAAUCGCUUAAGUACAAAAAA
This is a messenger RNA of Girardinichthys multiradiatus, 5700 nucleotides long. RefSeq names its product alpha/beta hydrolase domain-containing protein 17A-like. Gene Ontology annotation, cellular component: endosome membrane; plasma membrane. Gene Ontology annotation, molecular function: palmitoyl-(protein) hydrolase activity. The record is from RefSeq and is a predicted model, not a curated record. The transcript has 7 exons. Bases 381 to 1478 code for a protein of 365 amino acids. Lineage: Eukaryota; Metazoa; Chordata; Actinopteri; Cyprinodontiformes; Goodeidae. Gene Ontology annotation, biological process: protein depalmitoylation.